GGUGGCGCAUUGCUUUGCAGCCCUGGUUCGAUCAGCUGUCAGAGUGCGCAAAUCAGAAAAACAGUGGGAGUCUAACAAAAAUAAAUAAAAUUGAAUAAAAAUACAUUUUGUUAUGGCGCCGCCCCUCAAAGUAGUUGUGGACCAGGGCAGCGCCUCCGCCCGCUCCAGCGGCAAUAGCAAUAACAAUUCUGUCAGCGGUGCGACCGGCGCAGUGCCCAAACAGCAGCAACAACAACAGCGUCCCCUUUUGAAUGGGGGAACAUCUGCAGCCGGAACCGCAGCGACCACUCCUACAACCGGCCGGUCUACCCGAUCCCGUCGGCAGCAAGAGCACCUGGGCGAGCCGGACCUCGAAUUCGUGGAGCCCCUACAGCGAGAGACGCUGAAAACACUAAACGAGCUGCUGCACCGAUCCCGCAUUACAAACGGAAAAAUCCGUCCCCCAGAGGAUCAGCAGCAACCCACAUCCUCUAGAGACCCUGGGAGUCAAGCUCAAGAGCAACAGAAACCACGACACGAAUCGGGGGAGCAGAGCAGCUACGAUACAGUUGAGCAACAGCAGCAACGCUACCGAUUCCCCGUGCGUCCUGUGCAGCGCGUCCAGCAUCAGCCGUCGUCCUCGUCUCCGGCAGUCACUUCCACAUCUUUGUUGCGGCUGCGUCAGACGACUCCCCCGAAUGCCGCAGUGGGCGUAGUUAUUCCAAACGCGACUACCAGCAACGGAAACUGCAACAGCGGCGACGAGAAUCCCAUUCCAUUGAGCGCUAACCUGCAGACUCUAGUGCAUCGCUUUCUUAGCCUUCCCCCAAUAACUCACAGGAUUGAAGGCGGACGCUCUCAAGUAGAGGUUCUGCGUUCCCUGCUGGAACUAGACGAAAACUUGAACAGCCACGGUCACCAGUCAGCGGAAAACCUAGUGGAGCAACUUAACAACAUGGUGCACGAAAUUAAUCCAGGUGUGGAACAAGAGGAGGGCGUAGUGAACUCUACAAGCCUGGAGGAUGUUGCUUUAAGCGAGAUGAGCGACAACCGUGCCCAGUCUAUUCAAUCUUUGCACAGCGUCCUGGAAACUCCUACGCCCGACACUGCACCCACCUUUGAUGAGCUGCAGCAGAGGCUGGAGGCCUCCAACCGCAACAUGCAGCAUCUGCAAGAUGAGCAGGCCAAACUAUUGCAAAUCCAGAACCUGGCCAAGUCGCAUCUCAGCGAGAUGGAACAGCUGCGGCAGCAAGCCAGUCAAUUACCCCACAAUAGGGGAGGAGGAGAUGCCCCAAGUUACGAGUCAGUGCAACAGGUGCAAGAUGAUAUGGCCUCCUUGGUGGGACGCAUGAAAAAUCUCACGGCUUUCAUUCACAAUCAGAACGAGCUUAGCAGCGUGUUGGGAGACGAUGGACCUGAAAUCUUGGCAGAGCAACAGGCCCUACAGCAAAAGUUGGAAUCGCUUCGAGGUCAACGCGAGGACAUGCGUAACCUGGUCGAAGAGCUAAAUAGUAUCAACCGCGUGGCCAGAGAGACUCGCUCCAACGUUAACGCAAGGUCUGCCACUCCUCCACAAAAACCAGCCCUUGAACAAGCCCAGGCCUCGGAGCCGGUCUCUGCUCCAGCGCCUGCUAAGGAGCGAGUUGUGCCGGUGGAAUACCAACGCAAUGUGCCCAUCCUGCGCCAAGAGGCCGCCAGCGCAGCCCAGCGGGCACUCCAAGCUCAAGCUAUGAUCAACCAGAAGACGGCGGAUAUUGACGCCUUGAAAGCGCAAAUGGCAAAGUUGAAGAGUAUGCUGAACACAGUCAACCAAAUUGAGGAAGGAACACCUAGUGUGGGCGCCUCAUUGGAGCGCCGAAGUGAGGAACGGGGCAGCGUGGAGCGAGCAUUGCCGGCAGAGAUAGCCCAGCGUGUUUUCGCGCUUAACGAUGUUACUUCGGAGCUGCGUGCUGAGGCAGCCAGCCUGCAAAAGGAGCGCGACCGGAUUCUCGCUCUCAAAGCAGAAAUCGAACGCCGCAAGCAGCAAGCUGCCGCCGCAGUUCUCAUGGGCGAAGAGGCCCUAAAGCGAAACAGUCUUACGCCGACCCCAACGCCAGCAAGACAACGAGCAGUGGAGGAGGAUGAGGAAAACGAAGAUCCCUCCGAGGUAGAUACCUCUCUUCAGGCCACGCCCACCAAGGAACAAUUGCGCGACGAGCUGCGGCUCCAGUGCGAGCGCUUGCGAAAAGAGUACGAACAGAAGCAGCGAGAGCUGGAGCAGCGCUACGUUGCUAGCAACCAAACCACUUCGGAGGCAGACGACGAAGGUAACGACGAUACCGACAGCGACCGGUACUUUGCCCACGUCCGCACCGCCUCUUCGGCGACGCUGAAACGGGCACCAUCGGCCAGCACGGUGGUCGAACAGCGGCGCGGACAGCUCGCUUCUCACCCGCCGCCACCGCCGCCACAGGCUCCACCCUCAGCCCACACUGAGGACGAACUGAACGCCACAAUAGACACGUUGUCGCUGGGAAACGACAGUCUGCCCUCGAGCAGCAACAGAUCGCAGUACAUGCCACCCCCCAUGCAGCCGGUGAAGGGCAUUUGGGGCUCGCAGAACUCAGGCAGUGCCUGGCACAGUCAGCAACCUAGCUAUGGGCAAGCCACCUCCAGCUCAGGAGCAGAGUUCAAAGCGCAGACGGCAGCCCCGCAGGCAAACUCAUCCAACACCUCGGGAUCGAACGGCUCCCCCGAUCCCGUCAUGCUGCAGCAGUUUAUGCAAACCCAGCAGAUGCUUAUUAACUCAGUGUGCCAGUGCAACCAAACUUUGUGGCACCAGCAACGGGAAAUCGACGCACUUAACAGUCAGCUGCACGCGCUCCAAGAUCGCCUCAAUGUGGUGGCUUGUCAGGACCAUGGUUUUGGGAUGCGAGCGGACUCCGUUCCUCCACCGAAUCUCAACAACCUCUGCCUGGGAAGUACACGCGCCCAAUCAGAGCAGCUCUUCAGCUUCGGCACCCAUCAGAGCGCCUUUAGUAACUUCCAGCGCAGUCAUCGGGCAGGAGGCGACAGCCACCUGCAUCAGCAGCAGCAGCAGCUGCAGCACCAACAGCAGCCGUUUCUAAAUAACGCUGCUCCCCCACCAACUCAUUUCAACAACGAAACCCCUCUGUCACCACCGUCGUACCGCAACAGCCCGGGACCCAUUUUCAUGAACCACCACAACAACACGAUUCACCAAAACAACGCCAACCUGCGCACCCAGAACCAGCAUGCAAACAACCUGCACACCCUCUCCGAGGGAUCCGGAUCGGGAACUGGAGUAGCCGCCACGCUCAACAACCAAGUGCCCCCGGGCAACAGGGCCAACAACUACUGGGACAACUUCCGCAGCCACUCCCGCCAAAAUCUUCUGUCGAACAAGAGUAACGAGGAGCAGAACCUGGACUUCCAGCAGUACCGUCGGCAGCGGACACGGCCAAGCUACUUUCAGACGCCGCAGCUUCUGGCGCCUCACUCUUCCCGCGGGUCGGCGAGUGGAGUCACCCUUCAGCAACAGCAACAGCAGUCGCAGCCGCAGCGAAGACAUUUUUUUGAGUCGCCACUAACAGCUUUGCAUGGCAGCAGCAGCAAUAACCUGAACAAUAGUGGCAGUGCGGUCAGGAAGCGAGACUGGCGCGAGGACCAGGCUCUCGACCACAAUCGCGAAGAAGAGGAGGUGGAUGAUGUGGACGAAAACCUCGACAAUGCGGUGUUUGGCUCUGGUCGCAGACGCAACCGGCGGCGUCCACAGCUCUCAACACUGCGGGACGAGGAGCCUGAGCAGGCAAACUCGUCCAACCUAAACAUGAACGUCAACUUCGGCAACAGCCCCUUGUACCAACGAAACAAAGUGCCAGCUAAGCCGAGCACUUCUGCAGUCUCAUUGACUCCUAUCCAACAGCGCCACCUGCGUUUCGAUUUUGAGCUGCCUGCUCAGUACAUGGACUACGCCGAAUUGCCACAGGCAAGCCCUCUGGAUGCUACUGCAUCUUUGGGUCAGGAGCCUUCUCCAGAGGACGAUUCGAACGUUUUGGAGCGGGAGAGAAUCGAGGAGACUGCGUCUGAGGAGCUCAACCGUAACCUACUGGUCAAUGCACUGAAGAACGACAAAUUCACUACGAAGUUCUACGAGUCUAUAAAGGAGGACGUCUACCGCCGGCUGGAGUCGCUCUUCGAGCAGCAACAACUUCAACAAUUCCAGCAACCGCAGGAGCCACAAAACUUGCGAAAGGCGCUAAACCAGGACGAUAAUGAGCCCCGUCUCAAUCCAGAUGUUGAAGCGACAGAGAGUCGCAGCGACACACCGCUGGAACCGGUGAGCCUGCAGUUGGAUAACGAUCGUCCUGAGGACGAUAAGGCCCUUGAGCCUAGUACCCUUGAGCAGGGCGAAUUGGCAACGAACGCUUAUGUGGCGUCUGUUGUUACUCCUUCAAGAAAGGAAAACGAGGAGAAGGGACCGGAGAAUGCAGAUGAGCAAUCAGAUGAUGCGGCAAAAGAUGUAGCCUCGGAUUUGGGUCCUAACCUGGGCCCUGAUCAUGAGCUCAUCGAGUACAUCAUAAAACGCAUUCGCAACCAAACGCACAACAACACCGUAAUAAACGACUCCCUCUUGGUGGAGGUCUCCAAGCUGACGGCCACGGCAGCGCAGAACUCGACCAGUGCCAGCUCCCCACUCAUAUCCCCCAAACGCAUUUAUGCCAAAAUCAAGAAGAUGGUCAUGCCUCGGCAGCGCGACAAUUUUCUGCUGUGGUACCGAAAUUAUUUGGAACAACUCUUCGUAGUAGUUCAGCCCCCUGAGGGCAUGAAGGUGCAGUCCAAUAAGCCCCAAUCUCGGGAACUAUCCCAGCCCCACUCGCAAGACUCUCAAAACGAUGGCGACCUGGCCGAAGCUGACCAAAAGAAUGGUAACUCCCCCGUAAGUGGCGAGCUGGAGUGUGAGAAUGAUGAAAACCCGGGAGAGGAGGCGGACGCUCUAGUGGUAGAUGAAUCGCCUGAUCAAGAAAAGGAGCAAACCCAGGACUAAACGAGGGAAUAAUCCUAUCUAUUUAUACAUUCCUAAUAUCAUAGCUUACACUUAUCCAUACGGACACCCCAUCACUCAUUCCCGUUUUUCGGGGCGUUAAAUUUAUGUUAUUCUUACCCUAGUUUUCAGUUUUGGAUUAGAAAACCCAUUUAAAAUUAAAUUACACAACUUUUUUACACCGAA
Molecule: messenger RNA, 5209 nt
Organism: Drosophila ananassae
Lineage: Eukaryota; Metazoa; Arthropoda; Insecta; Diptera; Drosophilidae
Exons: 9
Coding region: 113-5026 (1637 amino acids)
Source: RefSeq, a predicted model, not a curated record